Cotesia glomerata is the source of this 378-nucleotide messenger RNA. RefSeq lists its product as uncharacterized. NCBI's taxonomy places the organism in Eukaryota, Metazoa, Arthropoda, Insecta, Hymenoptera, Braconidae. The record is from RefSeq and is a predicted model, not a curated record. Gene Ontology annotation, molecular function: nucleic acid binding. The transcript has a single exon. Bases 1 to 378 code for a protein of 125 amino acids.
AUGGGUAAAUUACCAAAGGCUCGUGUCAACAUUGCUAACCCUUUUAAUCAAGUUGGUGUUGAUUAUUGUGGACCUUUCCUUUUAAAAGAAAAGAAGUUUCGUAAUCGAGGUUCUAUAAAGGCAUACGUCGCUGUAUUCGUAUGUCUUUCCGUAAAAGCUGUUCAUCUCGAGUUGGUGACCGAUCUCACUUCAGAUGAUUUCUUGUCUGCCCUAAGGCGAUUUAUUUCACGUAGAGAUCUAUGUCAAGAUAUCUAUAGUGAUAAUGGGACUAACUUCGUUGGAGCUAACAACAUUUUGAAGGAAUUUAUUGAAGAUAUAAAUACCACUGAAGUUCAAAAUAAAAUUCAAGGAUACCUAAGUGACAAAGGUAUUCAAUAG